Molecule: messenger RNA, 5197 nt
Organism: Adelges cooleyi (spruce gall adelgid)
Lineage: Eukaryota; Metazoa; Arthropoda; Insecta; Hemiptera; Adelgidae
Gene: RpI1
Product: DNA-directed RNA polymerase I subunit RPA1
Exons: 9
Coding region: 209-5140 (1643 amino acids)
Biological process (GO): DNA-templated transcription
Cellular component (GO): RNA polymerase I complex
Molecular function (GO): DNA binding; DNA-directed RNA polymerase activity
Source: RefSeq, a predicted model, not a curated record
GUUGUCCGCCUGUGUAGUGUGUGUACACUGUACACUGCCCGAUUGUCUUUUUAAAAAUUUUUAACAGUGAAUUGUGUACAAGAUCUAUACUAUAUCAUUUUGUAAAUACUCUGUAGUCACUAGUCAGUAGAUAUUUCAGAAUUUGGACACGGUCGUCAAGAACAUAAAUUAUUUAUAUAAGAGAAGUUUGUUCGUUCGUUCAUUUAUAAUGUUUUACCACGACUAUUACAACGUUGAUCCUUUCAAACCGGUAAACGUGGAAUUCAACAUGUUCACGUUAGAGGAAGUGAAGAAAUUAUCAGUGGCUCGUAUAGAUUCACUUAUUUCAUUCACUCCGCUUGGUGAACCAGUUCAGGGUGGGUUAUACGAUAUCCGGCUUGGACCAUCCUUUAUGGGUGGAGGUAAAUGUAUGACAUGUAAUCAAAAUAACCAGUCUUGUCCAGGCCAUUUUGGACACAUCGAUUUACCUUGCCCUGUAGUGAACCCACUUUAUUCCACUGUGGUCAUUCACAUAUUAAAAUUAUGUUGUUUGUCGUGCUACAAAGUCCUAUUACCUCGUCAGAAUACAUUGUUAUUAGCGGCUCAAUUAAAACUUGUGGACAAUGGUCAACUAGUGGACGCCUAUAAUUUACAAAACGAGAUCAAUGGCUUAAAUGACGAGGAUGAUGAACGACACCUAUCAACUGAUGAGAUUGAAGGAGUUAUUGAUUUGUACUUAAAAAGAUAUAUACAAGAGGAUGAAAUUGCAUACAUGAAGAAUGCUGAUGAAAUACGACAAACUUUUAUAGCUGAAACUCUUCAUCAAGUCACAAGACGUAAAGGUUGUUUAUAUUGUAAAGCACCGCUUUCAACAGUUUCUAAAUCAUUUUCAAAAAUUACUAUUUCCCAUGGGACCAAAUCAAAAAAAGUUAAAGGAUAUUUGUUUCCACAGGAAAUUAAAAAUCUCUUAAGGCAAAUAUGGAUAAAUGAAAAACAUUUUAUAGCUGCACUGUUGCCGGUUUUGGCUAGAAUCGACAGUGAAUACCCGACAGAUGCAUGUUUUAUGACAGAAAUUCUUGUCACACCUUCUAAUUUAAGACCAAACCUUAUGGUUAGAGGGAAAAUAGUGGAAAGUCCUAGAAAUGCAACUUAUAAAUCAAUUAUAAGAGAAGCUAAAUUAAUACAGUAUAUACAUUUAUUACAAGAUUACGCUGAGGGUCAAGAAAUUCCAGAAGAUAUUAUUGAGCUGGUUAGAGACAGCCAGGGACAGGACAAUGUAGAAAAAGUACAAAUAGGUAUGCACAAUUUACAAAUGUGUGUUGACGCCCUUCUUGAUGGAACGGCAAUAAAAUCACUAAGUUCGAAGGAAUCGUCAGUUCGAAUUGGCUUGAAACAAUUACUAGAAAAAAAAUCUGGCAUAAUUCGACAAAAUAUGAUGGGCAAACGUGUUGAUUAUUUUGCGCGGUCUGUUAUUACACCAGAUCCUUGCUUAGAUAUUGACCAAAUUGGUAUUCCAGUAGAAUUUGCUAAAAAAUUGACUUAUCCUAUAGCUGUGACUGACUGGAAUAUUAAAGGACUGCAUGGUAUUGUUUUAAAUGGUCCAAAUCACUAUCCAGGUGCUAACUUAAUUGAAAGUGACGUGGGAACCGUUAAAUGGUUGUCUGCAUCAAACAAGUCACGUCGUGAAGCUCUGUCUAAAACACUUUUUUGCCAAGGCCCGAAUUCCAGAGGUCCUCAAAUUGUUCAUCGUCAUGUCGUUGAUGGAGACAUGAUGCUUGUCAACCGACAACCUUCUUUGCAUAAGCCAAGUAUAAUGGCCCACAGAGUGAAAGUUCUAAAAGGAGAAAAAACAUUACGUUUACAUUACGCUAAUUGCAAAGCUUAUAAUGCAGAUUUUGAUGGUGAUGAGAUGAAUGUGCAUUUGCCCCAAAGUGAGUUGGCCAAAUGCGAAGCACAAGAACUCGCUAGCGUGGUUAAUCAGUAUUUAGUACCGCGCGACGGAACUCCACUGAGUGGCCUUAUUCAAGAUCAUAUUAUAUCAAGUGUACGAAUGACGAUUAGAGGUCGUUUUUUUACUCGCAGAGAGUACAUGUACUUUGUUUAUCAAGCUCUAAGCUCGUUGGAUCAGGAUAUCAAAACUCUUCCACCAGCUAUCCUUAAACCUGUAAUGUUGUGGUCUGGAAAACAAAUAAUAUCCACAUUGAUUAUCAACCUGACUCCUGUUAAUCGUAAGACAUCAAUUAAUUUGUUUUCCAAAACUAAACUGGAACAAAAGUUUUGGAAAAACCCAAACAACUUUGAAUACCCCAAUUUACUUUCCGAAUUUAAUGUAAUUAUACGUGAUGGUAAUUUAGUAUCUGGAAUUCUUGAUAAAAAUCAUAUCGGAGCAUCUACCUACAGUUUAAUUCAUUGUUUUUAUGAAUUGUAUGGGGGGAAAUAUUCUUCAAAAUUACUAAGCGCAUUCAGCAAAUUAUUUACCGUUUAUUUACAAUUUGAUGCAUUUACUCUUGGCGUGGAGGAUAUUUUAGUGACUGAUAAAGCUAAUUAUCAACGAGAAAUGGCCAUUAACGAGUCAAAAAAUGCUGGAAUAUUAGCUGCAUUAGAAUCUCUUGGUAUCGAAUCCUUACCUGAAGACGUUCUAAUGAAGAAGUUGGGUGAAUCGUAUAGUAAAAUUGCUCAUUUUUCAUCAUUGGUCGAUAGAAAUUAUAAAAAACAUCUACAGCCAUAUACCAAUAAAAUUACCAAGUCAUGCGUCCCGAAAGGUCUGCUUCAACCAUUUCCUGAAAACAAUUUGCAACUCAUGGUACAAUCAGGAGCCAAAGGAUCUACUGUAAAUACUAUACAGAUAUCUUGUUGUUUAGGUCAAAUUGAGUUAGAAGGAAAACGACCACCACUCAUGAUAUCUGGUCGCUCACUACCAAGUUUUCCACCGUUUGAUACAUUACCCAAAGCUGGAGGAUUUAUCGGAAGUCGUUUUAUGACUGGAAUUCAGCCUCAAGAAUUUUUUUUUCAUUGUAUGGCAGGUCGUGAAGGUCUUAUAGAUACAGCUGUAAAAACCAGCAGAAGUGGUUACUUACAGCGUUGUUUAGUCAAACACUUGGAGAGUCUUAUUGUAAACUACGAUAUGACUGUCAGGGAUAGUAAUGGAAGUGUUAUUCAAUAUUUGUAUGGUGAAGAUGGUUUAGAAGUUACAAAAAGUAGUUUUUUUAACAAAAAACAAUUUGGAUUUUUGGUUGAUAAUAUAGACUCUUUUAGAGCGUUGAAACAAAUUAGAAAUGACGAGUACUAUAAAGAAAUAGAUGAUAGAUUAGAAGAAAUCAAAUCUGCUAUAUUAAAAAAAAAUAACGAGAAGAAAUCCAUCAGGGAGAGUGGAUUUCUGAGUUGGUGUAAAGAAAAUUCUAUAAUGAAGUGUGAGAAAAAUGAUAAGAUAAAAAAUGGUCGUUAUAAAAGAGAUACAAAAUUAUGUAAGAAAUGGAAUGAAUUAGAUGAUGGUGUAAAAAAAAAUUACGCUAUUAGUACUGGAAAGAUACCAGAUCCAGUUAGUGCUACUUUUCAUCUGGGAGGCCAUUAUGGCUUGAUUUCAGAAAAAAUGGACUUAUCGAUUGAUGAUUAUUUUAAUGAAAAUGAAAAUGAUCAAAGUAAAAAAUUGAAAAGAAAUGCUAAAGAGUCUAUCCGAAUUAAAGCGAUGGCAGCCACAGCAGCAGCAGGCGAACCAGUCGGAUGCAUUGCUGCUCAAUCUGUUGGUGAACCGUCUACCCAAAUGACAUUAAACACGUUUCAUUUUGCUGGUCGUGGUGAAAUGAAUGUAACGUUAGGUAUACCAAGACUGCGUGAGAUCCUUAUGAUGGCUACAAAAACCAUUAAAACUCCUUCAAUGGAGAUACCGUUUAUACCAUCCGAAAAUAUUGAAGAAAAAUCAGAGGCAUUAAGAAAACUCAUGUCUAAAAUAACUUUGAAGGAUGUUCUUUCUAAAAUACAAGUACAAGAGAAAGUGAAAUUAAGACCAAUCAGACAUACAUGCUACGACUUAAUAUUGCAUAUAUUACCGCACCGAUGCUACGAAUCAACUACUCAUGUUACUCCUAAAACAGUAAUGAAGUUUAUCAAGCAUCAAUUUCCAAUAAGCCUACAUAAAAUGUUUGACAAAUACUUGUCCAAUAAUUUUAGCGGAGAGUUAAUUUCAGAAGAAGCUAAAAGAGUACUAAAAAUGAACAGGGAACAUUUUGAUGAAGACAACGCGUUGGAUGAUGUUGAACUUCAAGAAAGUAAAUCCAAAACAAUCAACAACGAUGAUUCAGACAGUGAAUCAGAAGCAGGAGAAUUUGAUUCUACAGCUAUGAAAAGAAAAGCACAGACGGAAGAAUAUGAUUAUGAAAAGGAUGAGGACGAUCCACCGAGUGAUGGAGAAAUUAAAGCUAAUGACAGUCAUAGUGAAUUUGAAACUUCAAUCAAGAUAGAAAACCAUUUUGUGGAUGAUGAAAAUAACGUUUUGGCUAAAGAAAAAAAUGUUCAAGAAUUGAAAUUGGUUAAAAAUGACUUUUCUGGUGUUACAAUUGACGUUUAUAAAACUGAUAGAGAAAAUCUGUUAUGGGCUAAAGUCAGAGUGACCGUGCCCUUAGAAUUUAAAAGACUCGACUUAACCUCGUUGCUCAAAGACUUAGUAGAACGUGUAGUAAUACAUGAAAUACCAGGUAUUAAUCGAGCGAUUUUAACUGAGGUAAACAGCAGGACUGUGUUGAAAACUGAAGGAUCUCGAGGAGUAGCUGAACUAUUUAGAUUUCAAGAUUUAGAUCUAAAUGCGUUAUAUUGUAAUGAUAUUCAAAUGAUGUUAAACACGUAUGGUGUUGAAGCUGCUAAUAGAGUAAUUAUUAAUGAAGUUAAAAACGUGUUCAAGGUGUAUGGAAUUAAUGUAGAUACUCGUCAUCUGUCUCUUAUAGCCGAUUACAUGACUUAUGAUGGCACGUACAAACCAUUAAAUCGACUUGGUAUGAAUGGUUGUCCAUCACCACUACAACAAAUGUCAUUUGAAUCUACUUUAAAUUAUUUAAAAAAAGCUACAGCUCGAGGUCUAAAAGAUAAUUUGGUAUCUCCUUCAAGUUCCCUGAUUGUUGGUCAACAAGCUAAAAUUGGAAGUGGACUUGUCAAACUAUUAUGGCAAUAAAGUUUUUCUGUCAAACGGUUAAAAUUAAUGUAUUCAUUGUUAUUUUUAUAAAAGUUG